Aspergillus aculeatinus CBS 121060 is the source of this 369-nucleotide messenger RNA. The record is from RefSeq and is a predicted model, not a curated record. Lineage: Eukaryota; Fungi; Ascomycota; Eurotiomycetes; Eurotiales; Aspergillaceae.
GCACAUACGACCACAGGGUGUGGAAAACAGGGCUUCCCGUCCGCUCAGCCGUACUUAAGCCACACGCCGGGAGCGAAUCCCUUCUGUUGUAUGUUUUUUGCAAGCCCACAGUCAUAUUGCUCUUCAUACCCUCCUUGCCUUCGAUCAAUGACAGCGGAGAACCACAAUAUCGCCCACGCCCACUUCCUCUGUCAAGCCAACAACGCUCGUAGCAACGGUGUGACGGCCGUUGUGCGAACACCGGGCCCUCGGAGGUCUACCUCACACCAGAAACUGCCCAAGGGCCACCAAGCUCUGGACUCGCAACUGUGCUUCCCAGUAGAGUUACGGAAACAAGGACAAGAAAAGGCUAAACAGCCAGAGCCGUGA